This is a messenger RNA of Fomitiporia mediterranea MF3/22, 330 nucleotides long. RefSeq lists its product as uncharacterized. The record is from RefSeq and is a predicted model, not a curated record. NCBI's taxonomy places the organism in Eukaryota, Fungi, Basidiomycota, Agaricomycetes, Hymenochaetales, Hymenochaetaceae. The coding region runs from base 1 to 330 and encodes 109 amino acids. The transcript is spliced from 2 exons.
AUGGCGCAUGAUGUUACACGAAGGGCCCUUAAGAUUCUUGAUGACGACAAGCUCGAUCGAGAGUGGGUCGUACGAAACAUGCUCGGUGAUAUGGCAGUUGGAUUUGGCUCGCGAGUCGUGCUGGAUACUCAACCCGUGUUUACGACGAUAAUCAUUCUGACCGGGUAUGCUUCAUCUUGUGUUUGUUUUGCUCUAUGCGUGCCUAACUGCUCUUCUCUUUGCAUUCGUCAAGGAUGGGCUGCUAAGACGUUUGUCGCAGCUGCUGUUUCAACGCGGAUGAAUAAGGAAGAUCUGACAAGAGAUGUCUUCCUGGCAUAUAGCAUACCAUAG